CUAGAGCUCCCCGUUUAACGAAUAAGGUGAUCCUGCAACCCUAAUUUCUGAUUUGAUUUUCAGUGCAAGUGCGCUGAGAGAGAGAGAGAGAGAGAGAGAGAGAGAGAGAUGGGGAUGAGUAGAGGGGGGCUGGCGCCGUACGUGGCGAUGGUGGGAAUGGAGGUGGCAAAGGGGGGGCUGGUGAUAGCAGCGAAAGAAGCAGUGUUGAGUGGGAUGAGAAGCUUCGGCUUCGUCUUCUUCUCCAACGCUCUGGCUACUCUCCUCCUCCUUCCGUCCUCCUUUCUCAUCCACCGAUCCCGCCCUCCUCUCACUCGUCGCCUUCUCUGUGAAUUCUUCUUGCUAGGGGUAAUCGGGUGCUCGGUGCAGGCCGUUGGGUAUGCAGGAUUUCAGUACACUCCAGCGUCGUUUGCGUCGGCGAUUAUGAGCCUCACCCCUGGAUUCACCUUCAUUCUCGCCAUUAUUUUGGGGAUGGAGAAAGCAGAUUGUGGAAGCUCAAGUACAGUGGCUAAAUCCAUAGGAACAGCAGUUUCAAUCGCCGGUGCAUUCAUUGCCACUCUCUAUCAAGGCCCUCUUCUUUUCAACCUCGCAAUUGCUUCAAAUUCUUCUUCAAACUCCUCUCCCCACCAUCUUCUUGCUCCUCAAACUAACAUGCUUCUCGGAGGCUCCCUCCUCGCUCUCGACUGUGCAAUAUCUGCAGUUUUCGUCAUUGCAAUGGCAUUGUUGAUGAAGAAAUACCCAGCAGUGCUGAUCAUACUGUUCUUUUACUGCCUUUCCGUUACAAUUCUAUCUGCCGGACUCUCUUUGAUUUUUGAAGGAUCCCAUGGUUCUUGGAGCUUGCAACCUACUUCUAGAUUAUUGUCUAUUCUUUACGCGGGAGUUCUUGGGGGUUCAUUCCAAGUUGGGGUUUGUAUAUGGUGUGCUCAUCAAAAGGGCCCUUUCUUUGUGGCUAUGUUCCAUCCACUGGGGAUCAUCACUUCGGCAGUCAUUGGCAUCAUUCUCUUGGGAGAUUCCUUCUACUUAGGAACUUUGUUGGGAUCGGUUGUUAUUAUCAUUGGGUUCUACUGUAUAAUCUGGGGCAAAGCCAAAGAAGGGAAGCCCAUCGAUGAGCAGCAGCAGGGGGUCAGUGGCCUGCAGGAACCAAUCCCAGAAGAAAAGGCUCCGCUAUUAUUGGGAAACCAUGUUUGAGCAAACUUAAUUAGAAGAGUUUGCAAACUGUAUCCUCCAUAAAUAAUAUGCUUCCAAAGAGAAGUGGCUUUGUAUCAGUUUCAAGGAUCACUUGUUGCAGUUUGUUUUGGUUUCCCUUUCUCAUUUUCACACUGAGUGUCC
Messenger RNA from Diospyros lotus (date-plum), 1326 nucleotides. Its product is annotated as WAT1-related protein At3g28050-like. Gene Ontology annotation, molecular function: transmembrane transporter activity. Gene Ontology annotation, cellular component: plasma membrane. The transcript is spliced from 7 exons. Bases 109 to 1185 code for a protein of 358 amino acids. NCBI's taxonomy places the organism in Eukaryota, Viridiplantae, Streptophyta, Magnoliopsida, Ericales, Ebenaceae. The record is from RefSeq and is a predicted model, not a curated record.